This is a messenger RNA of Homo sapiens (human), 4191 nucleotides long. RefSeq names its product zinc finger protein 45 (gene ZNF45). The record is from RefSeq and is a predicted model, not a curated record. Bases 1488 to 3428 code for a protein of 646 amino acids. Gene Ontology annotation, biological process: regulation of DNA-templated transcription. Lineage: Eukaryota; Metazoa; Chordata; Mammalia; Primates; Hominidae. The transcript is spliced from 12 exons. Gene Ontology annotation, cellular component: nucleus; nucleoplasm.
GGGCACUUCCGCGGCAAGAGGUUGAGAGCGCGGCCUUCAUUCCUCUCGUGGAAGUGAGUGAGUCCUGGGACCCCGCGACCUGUUUUAACUUUUAUGGUUUGGUCGUAGGAUCAGCAGGGCUCGCACUUCGGUCAGCAGGAAAAGACGCUGCGGCGAGCAGCGGAGGGCGGAGUUGAAUGGCUGGGCAGCUGAUUGCCUUACUGUAUCCGGAGCUGCUGCGUUCGGGGCGGUUCGGGAGUCCCCUGGUUGGAAGUGGACCUGAAUGGGGAGGCGUCUGAGGAUCUCCUGGGCUCUCAGCGGCCCGACCCGCCUUCCCCCACCUCCCACAGCUCUGUAGCUUCCUAGCGGUGUAACGUUGGGAAAGGAGGCUGUUCUUGGACUAUGCCUGACCCGUUUUUUAAGAAAGAGUGCAUCACUCAACAGGUGGCGUCUGGAGUUAUCCUCUGUGGAUUUUCCAGGAUCUCAGACAAGAUCGUGCAAUCUCCCAGCCUCCUUUCCUUCCCCUGCCCUGACUUCUGAAAGAAUGCUGCGGGAGAGGAGGAAGGAGAGCAUCCUGGCUUCUGGCAGCAGAGCCCCACUGUGACAGGACCUAGCAUUCACCUUCCUCUUCUGUUCCGAGUGCGAGAAGACUUCAGGGACCUCUGUUUCAUGGACAUUAUCAUAUUCUUCUCAAGAGUACCCAGCAAGAGGUUUGCAAAGAGGAGUUAUUCAGUGAAGACGGGGUUUCACCAUCUUGGCUAGGCUGGUCUUGAAUUCCUGACCUCGUGAUCCACCCGCCUGGGCCUCCCAAAGUGCUGGGAUUACAUGCGUGAGCCACCGUGCCCAGCCUCAAAGCAGCAAAAAUGGACUAAGACAUCACUUGAACUGGCAGGAGGUGGCUGAACACACAAACCCUACAGUCAGCCUAUGCAGAAGAGAAUCAGAAUCAUACCCUGAGAGCUACAAGAACUCCAUUUUUCACUGUGCAGAGGCUCUCUGCUGAAGGGUCAAGUGGAAUCUGGAAUCCAGCCCAUGUUUCCCCAUCAUCAAGCCAUGUGAAGCUGCAGACUCCAAGCAACAGAGAGACAAGAUUUAGAAUACUGGCUCUGGUAUGAAAGCUGGAUUCAGGUACUGUUCCUGCCUCUUGACCUCACCAAGCCUCAGCUUCCUCGCCUGUUAAAUGGAUACAAUUGUCGUCAUUAUCAUCUGUUGAGAACUCCCUAAAAUGCCAGCUGAGCAUAGGCACAGAAGUUUAGGUGUUUGGACCAAGGUCACACAACUGAUACAACAGUAGCUUCUUCACAGACUUGGCACUUCUCCAGAAGGAGGAGGACAAAAUGACGAAGUCUAAGUGCUAUCCCUUUUCCAGUGGACCUUUAUUGCAAGAUUUAGGUGGAGUGUGUUUGAUGUUGUAGGAGGCAGUGACAUUCAAGGACGUGGCUGUGGUCUUCUCUGAGGAGGAGCUGCAACUGCUGGACCUUGCCCAGAGGAAGCUGUACCGAGAUGUGAUGCUGGAGAACUUCAGGAAUGUGGUCUCAGUGGGGCAUCAGUCCACACCAGAUGGCCUACCACAGUUAGAGAGAGAAGAAAAGCUGUGGAUGAUGAAGAUGGCAACCCAGAGAGAUAACUCCUCAGGAGCCAAGAAUCUAAAAGAGAUGGAGACUCUUCAAGAAGUAGGAUUAAGGUACCUGCCUCAUGAAGAGCUUUUCUGCUCCCAGAUCUGGCAACAGAUUACAAGAGAGUUAAUCAAGUAUCAAGAUUCUGUGGUAAAUAUUCAAAGAACAGGCUGCCAGUUGGAAAAACGAGAUGAUUUGCACUAUAAAGAUGAGGGAUUCAGUAAUCAGAGUUCCCAUCUUCAAGUUCACAGAGUCCACACUGGUGAAAAACCCUACAAAGGAGAACAUUGUGUGAAAAGUUUCAGCUGGAGCUCUCAUCUUCAAAUUAACCAAAGGGCUCAUGCAGGAGAGAAGCCCUACAAAUGUGAAAAAUGUGAUAAUGCCUUCCGUCGGUUUUCAAGUCUUCAAGCCCAUCAGAGAGUCCACAGUAGAGCAAAAUCAUACACAAAUGAUGCAAGUUACAGGAGUUUUAGUCAGAGGUCACAUCUUCCCCAUCAUCAGAGAGUUCCCACUGGAGAGAAUCCAUACAAAUAUGAAGAGUGUGGGAGGAAUGUUGGGAAAAGCUCACAUUGUCAAGCUCCUCUGAUAGUUCAUACGGGAGAGAAACCCUAUAAAUGUGAGGAGUGUGGGGUGGGCUUCAGUCAGAGAUCAUAUCUUCAAGUUCAUCUGAAAGUUCACACUGGAAAGAAACCAUAUAAGUGUGAAGAGUGUGGGAAGAGCUUCAGUUGGCGUUCACGACUGCAGGCUCAUGAGCGAAUCCACACUGGCGAGAAACCAUACAAAUGCAAUGCAUGUGGCAAGAGCUUUAGUUACAGCUCACACCUUAAUAUUCAUUGUAGAAUCCACACAGGAGAGAAACCCUAUAAGUGUGAGGAGUGUGGGAAAGGUUUCAGUGUGGGUUCACACCUUCAGGCCCAUCAGAUAAGCCACACUGGAGAGAAGCCAUACAAAUGUGAGGAGUGUGGGAAAGGCUUCUGCCGGGCCUCAAAUCUGCUGGACCAUCAAAGAGGCCAUACUGGAGAGAAACCGUAUCAGUGUGAUGCAUGUGGUAAGGGCUUCAGUCGUAGCUCAGAUUUUAACAUUCAUUUUAGAGUCCAUACAGGGGAAAAACCCUAUAAAUGUGAGGAGUGUGGCAAGGGCUUCAGCCAGGCCUCAAAUCUUCUGGCCCAUCAAAGAGGCCACACUGGAGAGAAACCCUACAAAUGUGGUACAUGUGGGAAGGGCUUCAGUCGGAGCUCAGAUCUUAAUGUACACUGUAGAAUCCACACAGGAGAGAAACCCUAUAAAUGCGAGAGGUGUGGUAAGGCCUUCAGUCAGUUCUCCAGCCUUCAGGUGCAUCAGAGAGUUCACACUGGAGAGAAACCAUAUCAGUGUGCAGAGUGUGGGAAGGGCUUCAGUGUAGGUUCACAGCUUCAAGCCCAUCAGAGGUGCCACACUGGAGAGAAACCCUAUCAAUGUGAGGAGUGUGGGAAGGGCUUCUGUCGGGCCUCCAAUUUUCUGGCACAUCGUGGAGUCCACACAGGAGAAAAACCAUACCGAUGUGAUGUGUGUGGUAAGCGCUUCAGACAGAGAUCCUACCUUCAAGCCCACCAGAGGGUCCACACAGGAGAGAGACCAUACAAAUGUGAGGAAUGUGGGAAAGUCUUCAGCUGGAGCUCAUACCUUCAAGCCCAUCAAAGAGUUCACACCGGAGAAAAACCAUACAAAUGUGAGGAGUGUGGGAAGGGCUUCAGUUGGAGCUCAAGUCUUAUCAUUCAUCAGCGAGUCCAUGCUGAUGAUGAGGGUGACAAGGACUUUCCUUCAUCAGAGGAUUCACACAGGAAAACUCGAUAAAAUAUGUUUUACUAUCUCAGAUGGGUGCUGAAAUAUUUUAAUAAUCAGAGCUAUCAUAGACAAAACAUUUGUUUUAUAGAGUCAGUAGUUCAGCCAAGUGAUUGGGAGACCACACAGCAGAGAAGCCUCACAAGAGUGGAGACAUAUGGACUGCAUUCAGAACAUUGACCAUUAGCUGAUACAUGCAGACAAGAGGAUCAGGAAGGAUGAGUCUGAUCUGGAGUAAAUCAGAAGUACUAAGAUAGAAAUGCUGAAUUCUGUUCCACUAGAAUAUAAGAUCCAAGAGGGCAGGGACUUUGUUGACUGCCAAAUCUACUCUGCCUUUUCAGUGCCUAAUACGUUGUAAUUUUUCAGUAGUAUUUGAAAUUACUGUCAUAUUUGAAAUUCAGUAAUAUUUGACAUUUUUAUUUAUCUCUAGAAGUUUCUCUAAAAUUGUACUCAGAAGAAUUCUGCAAGGCUUGGAGGAUAUAUAAGUUAGUCAUAUGGCCUGAUUUUCCCAUUUUUGCAGAUCUCGUGGACAAGUGUUUAUCAAACUGAAGGUUGCAGCUUGUUAGUGGGUUCAGAAAUCAGUUUCUGGCUAGCAACUAGAAGUUUUGUAUGUUAACAGUACUUUAUUGAGGUGUAAUCUGCAUGCAGUAACAUGCACAAGUCUCAAGUUCAUGGCUUUCUGAAUUUUGACAAAUGUAAUCAUCACCAAGAUCAAUGUAUACAAUAUGUCUAUUAAACCAAAAAGUUUUCUUGUGCCCAUUUCCAGUCAAUCCCA